AUGACGUCGAACAACCAUGGUACCAACUCUGUGCAGAAUGAGGACUCGAAAAAACGAGACUUUUUGGAUAUGAAAACCCUUUUCGUCCGCUCGAUUCCGUUCGAUGCGUCAGAUGAAGAGUUGGCGACAUUUUUCGCAGAUUUGGCUCCGAUUAAGCAUGCUGUGAUUGUUAAGGAUGAGCAGAAGAACUCCAGGGGUUUUGGGUUCGUUAGUUUCGCUGUUGAAGACGAUACAAAAGAAGCGCUAGAGAAAGCGAGGAAGACCAAGUUCAAGGGCAGACUGCUUAGAGUGGAUGUUGCCAAGAGAAGAGAUAGAGCUGGUAAUAACAGACAGGAGACGGAUCAAAAUGCACGUAGCCCCGAGGCCAGAGAACAGGAAUUGUUGGGAGGAAAACCAAAGCUUAUCAUCAGAAACAUGCCCUGGAGCGUGCGUAAUCCAGACCAACUCAAGAAGGUGUUUGCGAGAUUUGGAACUGUGGUGGAGGCCAAAAUUCCCAAAAAACCAGACGGAAAGCUGUGUGGGUUUGCAUUCGUGACCAUGAAGAAAUUGGCAGCGUGUAAAAAGGCAAUCGAGGAGUCUAAAGAUUUAAAAAUUGACGGAAGGCAGGUUGCGGUUGAUUUUGCAGUUCAGAAGAGCAAAUGGGAACAGCACAACCAGACAGCACCAGUGGCACCAACUGUUGAACAGGAGGGCUCUUCAAGUGAAGAAGAAAGCGAAGAAGACGUGGACGACCAAGACGAGGCUUCUGAAGAAAGUGAGAGUGACGCGGAAAAUGAAGAAAGCGACGCAGAGGGUGAUGCGAGCUUGGAGGAGGAAGAUGAGAUGGAGCGUCCCAAGAAAAACAAACAAGAACAAUGGUCCAUUUUCGUUCGUAAUGUUCCCUACGAUGCUACGCAAGAAUCCUUGGAAGAGCACUUUAGUAAGUUUGGUCCCGUCAAAUACGCGCUUCCUGUUAUAGACAAAGAGACUGGUCUCGCUAAGGGAUCGGCUUUUGUAGCCUUCAAGCAGCAAGACACUUUUGAGGACUGUGUUAAGAAUGCACCAGCGUCUGGUACUACUUCUUUACUGAUUAGUGACGAUGUUCCUUACAAGUACGUUUACGAAGGUCGGAUUUUGUCCGUUACUCCCUCGCUUGAUAGAGAAUCUGCUGGAAGGAAUGCGGAGCAUAAUGCCUCGUUGCGUAAAGAAACUUUUGGCAAGGCUCCCACUGCGAAGGACAAACGUAAUCUGUACCUGCUGAACGAAGGUAGAAUCACAGAGGGCUCGAAGCUUGCAGAACUUUUGAGUGCUAAGGAUAUGGAAAUCAGAGACGCAUCUUACAAGCUGAGAGUGGAACAGCUCAAGAAAAAUCCGAGCUUGCAUCUCUCUCUGACCAGAUUGGCCGUCAGAAAUCUCCCAAGGGCGAUGACGGAUAAGGCUCUGAAGGCUCUUGCGCGUAAGGCUAUUGUUGAGUUUGCUACAGAAGUCAAUUUGAAGAAAAGACAUCCGCUCAGCAAGGAAGAAAUUCAAAGGUCCACCAAGGAAAAGUACAAGUUUAUGACUGAGGAAGAGAUAGCAUCGAGGAAGAAGAAAGACAAAAAGCAAGGUGUUGUGAGACAAGCAAAAGUAAUCAUGGAAGUCAAGGGCUCCUCCAGUGGUAGAAGUCGUGGUUAUGGUUUUGUUGAGUUCAGAGAUCACAAAGCCGCUCUCAUGGGACUGAGAUGGCUCAAUGCACAUGAAGUCAAAAGAGCAGAACUUCUCGAAGGCCUUACCGAUGAAGAGAAGAAGGAAGUGGAUGUCGAAGGUCUUUCACGUCGUCGGUUGUGUGUCGAGUUCGCAAUUGAAAACGCUAAUGUCGUGAAGAGAAGAAAAGAGGCUCAACAAGGUGGCAGAGAGUCCGCCAAGAGAAAGCGCGAGCAACCCGCAACUGAGGACGCUAAGGAGAACGAUGCCCCUCGUACUAAAUCCAGAAAGACUGAUGACAAAAAAUCUGAAAAGAAAACCAAGAGCCAGUCUGAUAAAUCAGGCGUUGACGAGAACAUCAAGAGAUUGAUUGGCUUCAAACGUAAGAGAAAGCAGAGCAGAAAAUAA
This is a messenger RNA of Lachancea sp. 'fantastica', 2070 nucleotides long. The record is from the annotation of a GenBank genome assembly. NCBI's taxonomy places the organism in Eukaryota, Fungi, Ascomycota, Saccharomycetes, Saccharomycetales, Saccharomycetaceae.